AUGGCCGAUAAAAGGCCCUUUCCUCCUGAGGAAUUCUCACUGUCGCCGCCGACGAAGAGGCCGAAGAAGAAGGUGGCCUGUCAAAGAUGCCAUUCCCAGAAGAUCAAAUGUACUGGAGAACAGCCUUGCGCAAAAUGUGUUCAAAGCGGCGUCGGCAAUGAUUGUCAGUAUCAAGCACGUGAUCGUAAAAUAACUGUUAGUCAAAGUUAUAUCGAUCAGCUACUCGCCGAAAAUGAGCGCCUGAGGGAUCGGCCUGGAACGCCGACACGUGAUGCUCCUUCAGAUAUCGAGCCCAGGAGAGUUGAGGACCACGCAGACCCAGACCAGUCUCGAAGAAAUCCCAUAAUCGGCGACCAAGCUUGGUUUCAAAGUUACGAUCCUGUCGCUCCUCCAAUUUAUGUUGGAGAGGCUGCAUGUACCGCAUUUGCUACUCGGCUCCGCCGAUUUCUCACUGGCAAUACCACAGCUGCCCAUAUCCCCCGUACGCAGUAUAUGUCGGAGGCUACUCUAUCUGCACUAAGUAAUUUAGAUGUGCCAUGGCCAAGCUUCACGCAUGCAUCGUUGCUGUUGAAAGUUGCCUUCCAUCAAGCUGGCAGAGUUUACCACAUGAUGUGUCGAAAGUCCACCUUCGACACUCUAAAAGAGACAUACGAGACUCAAAACUUCGACUCUCCGGUAAAUAAGUGCAAGUUUUUCACAUUAUUUGCCUUAGGGGAAGUGUAUUCCAUAAGAUCAAACUCAUCUACUGGCCAGGUUCCGGGAGUAAAUUAUUACUCCAAGUCGCUUGCUCUCAUUCAGAUUCUUCCAGAGCGGCCUACUAUCACGCAUAUCGAGAAUCUGCUACUCCUGUCAUUGUUCUCUUAUUCAUUGAAUAGACGUCACCAUGCCUUCCUAUUGAUCGGAAACGCCAUGCGACAUGCGCUAGUCAUUGGAAUGAAUCACAAUCUCGGGCCAUCACAAGUUUUGGAUCCAGUUGAGCGUGAGCACCGCGUACGGAUCUGGUGGACGAUCUACAUAUUUGACCGUAUGUGGGGCUCGAAGAUGGGUAUCCCAAACUCGAUUCUGGACGAGGAUAUCCAUGUGGACAUGCCAACUACAAUCUCCCCCAAGGAAUCACACGACGACCAGUUUUCAGACACGGACUACGCAACUGCAAGUGUCAAGCUUGCUAGAAUUGCUGGGGAGGCGAUAGUGAAGAUAUAUAGCCGGAAAACUUACAAAGAGACUUUUCUUCAGCGAGUCCAGCAAUUGCUCAAGUCGCUCAAAUCAUGGGUAGAGACACUUCCCGAACACCUGAGGUUGAAGUCCGAAGAUUCUGGGCGUAUCAACCCGAAGUACAUCGUUUCUUUGCACCUUUCUUUCAACCAAAUAAUUAUCCUUACUACUCGACCUAUGCUGCUUCGCGUUGUGACUCAAAUGAGCAAGCAAGCCACCGAGAGAAGUGGGAGCCGGGACGGUGUUUCGCAAGCAGCAUUGACUCUAGCGGAAGCUUGCAUACACGCCGCAAAGCAUUCACACUCAUUGAUCAUUCAUCAAUGGACGAGUGGAUCAUUACCCAUCUUCGGAUAUUUCAGCGUCCAAUAUCUCUUCUCGGCAGCGAUGGUCAUGCUUAUGUCGAGUCUGAUCUCGACUGAAAAUGCGAUGAGUGACAUGGAAGCUUUCGAGACAGCUGCACAAGUACUUCAAUGUAUGAGCGGAGAUGGAAAUUUGGCAGCAUCAGAGUUCUCCAGAAACUUGGAUGAAAUCAAGUUGAGUCUUGAAAUUUACAAAGGGAGACGAGAUGACACGAACACCGAUGAAACAAGAGUUGGCCUCCCGGAUUCCACAUUUUCGAUAGCUGCCGAAAAUGGGGACAUUUCAACGAACUUUGCAAGUGGAACGAGUGCAUCUAUGAGGAAUGCCCCUGGAGCAUUCACAACUGAGAUGGCUUUCUUGGAGCCCACGAUGCAGAGCUUUCUGGCGCAAUCCGAUUUUGAUCUUGGCCUAUUGAACCCAGCUGAAUUGUCGGGUGAUGCAAGCAGCUCCCUCUACUUUUGGAACACGCCCCAAUGGACAGAAUAG
Cadophora gregata is the source of this 2061-nucleotide messenger RNA. RefSeq lists its product as uncharacterized. Gene Ontology annotation, molecular function: DNA-binding transcription factor activity, RNA polymerase II-specific; sequence-specific DNA binding; zinc ion binding. Gene Ontology annotation, biological process: DNA-templated transcription; positive regulation of transcription by RNA polymerase II. Gene Ontology annotation, cellular component: nucleus. The record is from RefSeq and is a predicted model, not a curated record. Bases 1 to 2061 code for a protein of 686 amino acids. NCBI's taxonomy places the organism in Eukaryota, Fungi, Ascomycota, Leotiomycetes, Helotiales, Ploettnerulaceae. The transcript has 5 exons.